AUGUCGUAUCCACCAGCUACUCUUGCAUCUGCUAUAGCAGCAAAUAACCUCUUACGCUAUUUAUUGGUUUCAGUGUUUCCAUUAUUCACUGUACAAAUGUACCCUAAAUUACAUAUCGAAUGGGCCACUUCUUUGUUUGCUUUCAUCUCAUUAGCAAUGGUUCCAGUACCUUUCCUUUUCAAGGAAUUCGGUGCUAAAUUGAGAACAAAAUCUAAAUUUGGUUACGCUGCACUCUUUGAAAGUCUUUUCGAGCAAAAGGCAUUCCAACAGCUUGCCAUACAAGAAGCGGCUAGCCAAGAACCACCAAAUGACGAAAAUAGCGAUACAGCAAACGGAUUCGAUGUUUCUCAUACGGCUUAA
This is a messenger RNA of Priceomyces carsonii, 360 nucleotides long. RefSeq lists its product as uncharacterized. Gene Ontology annotation, cellular component: plasma membrane. Lineage: Eukaryota; Fungi; Ascomycota; Pichiomycetes; Serinales; Debaryomycetaceae. The transcript has a single exon. The coding region runs from base 1 to 360 and encodes 119 amino acids. Gene Ontology annotation, molecular function: spermidine transmembrane transporter activity; spermine transmembrane transporter activity. Gene Ontology annotation, biological process: spermidine transport; transmembrane transport; spermine transport. The record is from RefSeq and is a predicted model, not a curated record.